UAGUAUUCUGUUUUCGGUACUCGACGGACAAGCGGGAGCCCCACCCCUUUCCGAUGGCCGGAUCACAGUCACAUCAUCGCUAUUGUUAAUCGAUGAAAGACAUUCUUAUUUAGCAACUGGUAAGACAUCUAUAACAUUCAUAUAUAUAGAUAGUUUUAAGCUUGUGCAUAUCUGAGGUUUACAACAUAUAUCUACCUAGUUAUCUAAGGACAUUGAGCAAAUAUCAACAUGGCAGCUCCAAUCCCCGAGGCGUUUCGGAAUAUCAAAGCCCUAACCUUCGACGUCUUCGGCACCGUCGUAGACUAUCGCACCUCGGUUCCGCAAGAGCUCGUGAGACGAGCCCGGGAGAAGAUAGAAUCACCUGGAUUUAGCUCUUUGCCAGAGGCACUGCGGACUCGGUUCAAGGGGAUGACCGAAGAGGACUGGGCCAAGGUGACUCAGGAGUGGAGGAUUAGCUAUUGGGAAUUCACGCGGUCCUUCGUGCCCGGCAAGUCGGAGUGGAAGGACAUCGACGCGCAUCACUACAGCGCCCUGCACGAAAUUCUACGCAAGUGGGGACUCACCUCGAUCUACACGGACGACGAGGUGCGGUCUAUAAGCCUGGUCUGGCACAAGCUCAAGCCGUGGGACGACUCCGCGGCAGGCAUACGGAGGCUCGGGACCCGAUACGUCACUUCGACGCUGUCGAACGGCAACCAGUCGCUUCUGCAAGACCUAGACGUCUACGGUGGUCUGGGCUUUCGGAAGAUCCAGUCUUCCGCCGAUUUUGGCGCGUAUAAGCCGCAUCCGACUGUGUAUCUGGGAGCGGCAGCGGCACUUGGAGUUCGGCCCGACGAGGUUGCCAUGGUUGCCGCCCAUCUUGCCGACCUAGCCGGCGCACGCGGGACUGGGCUUCGAACGAUCUAUGUGGAGCGCCCCCGCGAAGAAUCGUGGGGGCCCGAGGAGCAGCAGUAUAAGGAGGCGCGGGAGUGGGUUGAUUUAUGGGUUAGUGAGGGCGAGGAAGGGUUCCUCGAAGUAGCGAGAAGACUCGGGAUACCCGAGUGAAGCGCGCAUAGCCCAAUUGUAGGCCUUUCUGAGCCUUGUUAGACAUGGGGGUUCAUGAUCCUAAUCAUGAGUGUUCUUUUUCUUUCUCCGCCAUGACUAACGAGAAGUAGCUCAAAUGAUAAGUGACAUCUCGUAGCAGGAUGCGAAGAAAAUUGACAACCCGAUUCGGCGACCUACGAAGAUUUUGAGCCCAAGUGCCCGGAUGCUCCACCGGAACCUAGUCUAUAUUCAAUACCCUAAGUUCCUGCGGAAAAUCUGAAAGUAGCGGUGAUGUCGUACACCUCAGGCGCUUUACCCAUUCGUGGUCCCAGGAGGGUGGAAGAUGCGGCAAGUCCCGAUGACCGCGGCUCCCACGUGCAUUUAUCGUGUAUUUCGGGUGGUAUGCAAGUUGCGACCUCACACGAUACGCUUUACCUACCUAUGAACACCGAGGUCUGUAUUGGCACUAGUCGCAAAGGGACUCGGAUGCCGGAUU
Molecule: messenger RNA, 1519 nt
Organism: Annulohypoxylon truncatum
Lineage: Eukaryota; Fungi; Ascomycota; Sordariomycetes; Xylariales; Hypoxylaceae
Product: haloacid dehalogenase
Exons: 1
Coding region: 229-1044 (271 amino acids)
Molecular function (GO): hydrolase activity, acting on halide bonds, in C-halide compounds
Source: RefSeq, a predicted model, not a curated record